Messenger RNA from Mizuhopecten yessoensis (Yesso scallop), 641 nucleotides. RefSeq lists its product as uncharacterized. Gene Ontology annotation, molecular function: calcium ion binding. The transcript has 7 exons. Bases 116 to 559 code for a protein of 147 amino acids. Lineage: Eukaryota; Metazoa; Mollusca; Bivalvia; Pectinida; Pectinidae. The record is from RefSeq and is a predicted model, not a curated record.
GGUGAUUUUUAUCAAGAUAACAGCUUCACCAUUGACAGAAAAGAGUUUUCUUUAGAACACUUUUGGACGACGGUUCAGCAAUCAGCGCUAUAUUUGCCACUCGAGGUUAAACGACAUGCAGUUGCUUAUUUUUGUUCUGGGAUUUUCUUCGGUGUUUGCAGCGCCGCUUGACACCCAUCAGCACAUAAUUACGGCCGUUGACCAUUCCUUCACUGAUGUUGACACGGACAGAGAUGGUAUAAUACAGUUAUCAGAACUCGAGGCCAGCUUUUUUCAUGUGGAUUUCGACGGCAACAAGAAAGUCAGCGAGAGUGAGUUCGAGUCACGUUCCACAAACCAUACAUUCAGAAAACUAGUCUUCCUAGAGCUUGAUUAUGACGGUGACGGGUUCCUUGACGUAAGCGCUAUCCAAGGAGAGUAUACAGUGAUGGACACGAACGCUGAUAACCUAGUGAGCCGACGAGAAUUUGACACGUACUAUACCAAGGUCAUAGAAACAGCUAUCGCAAAAUACGGAUUUUUGAUCGGGAUAACUCCAAUUCCACCUUCAAGCCAGUGAUCAGUGGCAGUUCGGUGACCUUUGCUUAUGACCUUUUGUGUAAAAGCCAUCAUAUCAAUAAAAUAAAGUGCGCCGACAUGGU